Aethalodelphis obliquidens (Pacific white-sided dolphin) is the source of this 2817-nucleotide messenger RNA. RefSeq names its product NOC2 like nucleolar associated transcriptional repressor (gene NOC2L). The record is from RefSeq and is a predicted model, not a curated record. Gene Ontology annotation, cellular component: nucleolus; Noc1p-Noc2p complex; nucleoplasm. NCBI's taxonomy places the organism in Eukaryota, Metazoa, Chordata, Mammalia, Artiodactyla, Delphinidae. Gene Ontology annotation, biological process: negative regulation of transcription by RNA polymerase II; ribosomal large subunit biogenesis. The transcript is spliced from 19 exons. Gene Ontology annotation, molecular function: histone binding; transcription corepressor activity. The coding region runs from base 60 to 2285 and encodes 741 amino acids.
GCGCCUGGCGCAAGGCCUGCUGGGGCCGGAAGUGGGGCGCACGCUACGGGCCUGCAGUUAUGGCGGCGGCGUGGACCCGCAAGCGGCGCCUGGCGGAGCUGACGGUGGACGAGUUCCUGGCCUCGGGCUUUGAUUCCGAGUCCGACUCGGAGCCCGAAGGAGCCCCAGAGGCGGAGACGCGGGCGGCGCGCGGAGCGACCCGGAGCCCGGAUGGGCCAGGUGGGAGUUCCUUGGCCAGCCGGCGUAAGGGCCGUGCGUCUGAGCACAAGGACCAGCUCUCUCGACUGAAGGACAAAGACCCUGAGUUCUACGAGUUCCUGCAGGAGAAUGACCAGAGCCUGCUGAACUUUAGUGAUUCGGACAGCUCUGAGGGCGAGGAGGAGCAGCUCCACUCCCUGCCCGACGCGCUGGAGGAGGCGAGCGAGGAGGAAGAUGAGGAGGACGGGGCCCCCAGAGGGCCUAUGGGGAGGAGGAGGGGCUCUGCCUCUGUGACGCUCGCCACGGUUGAGAGAUGGACGCAGGCGGCGAAGCAGCACCUCACUCCAAAGCUAUUCCACGAAGUUGUGCAGGCGUUUCGAGCAGCCGUGGCCACCGCCCAAGGAGAACAGGAAGGCACUGAGACCAGCAAGUUCCAGGUCACGGACAGUGCUGUGUUCAACGCUCUGGUCACUUUCUGCAUCAGAGAUCUCUUUGGCUGUCUCCAGGAGCUGCUGUUUAGAAAAGCCCCGAAGGACAGUAGCAGGGUGCGGCAGCCAUCCAGCAGCCCGCUGUGGGGGAAGCUCCGGCUAGACAUCAAGGCUUACCUGAGCUCCGUCACACAGCUGGUGGUCUGUGUGGCAGAGACGACAGUAGCGGCGGCCGUCCUCCAGCACGUCAGCAGCUCCGUGCCCUACUACCUGACCUUCCCCAAGCAGUGCCGCAUGCUGCUCAAGAGGAUGGUGGUCCUGUGGGGCACGGGUGAGGAGACGCUGCGUGUGCUGGCCUUCCUGGUGCUCGUCAAGGUCUGCCGGCACAAGAAGGACGUCUUCCUGAGCCCCGUCCUCAAGCAAAUGUACAUCACGUACGUGAGGAACUGCAGGUUCACCUCCCCCAGCACCCUGCCCCUCGUCAACUUCAUGCAGCGGACUCUGACAGAGCUGCUGGCCCUGGAUGCGGGCGUUGCCUAUCAGCACGCAUUCCUCUACAUCCGCCAGCUCGCCAUCCACCUGCGCAAUGCCAUGACCACGCGCAAGAAGGAGACGCGCCAGUCCGUGUACAGCUGGCAGUUCGUCCACUGCCUCCACCUGUGGGGCCGCGCCCUCAGCACCAUCUGCCCCAGUGAAGCUCUGCAGCCGUUGAUCUACCCCCUGUCCCAGGUUGUCAUCGGUUGCAUCAAGCUGGUCCCCACGGCCCGCUUCUACCCGCUGCGCAUGCACUGCGUGCGCACCCUGACACUGCUCUCGGAGAGCACAGGCACCUUCAUCCCGGUGCUGCCCUUCAUCCUUGAGAUUUUCCAGCAGGUCGACUUCAACAGGAGGCCGGGGCGCAUGAGCUCCAGGCCCAUCAACUUUGCUGUGAUCCUGAAGCUGUCCAAGGUCAACCUGCAGGAGAAGGCGUACCGGGAUGGCCUGGUGGAGCAGCUGUACGACCUCAGCCUGGAGUACCUGCACGGUCAGGCCCACAGCAUUGCAUUCCCCGAGCUGGCGCUGCCCGCUGUCUUGCAGCUGAAAUCCUUCCUCCGGGAGUGCAAGGUGGCCAACUACUGCCGUCAGGUGCGCCAGCUGCUCGAGAAGGUGCAGGAGAACGCAGAACACAUCCGCAGGCUCCGCCAGAGGGUCUCCUUCGGCGUGUCCGACCAGCGUGCAGUGGAUGCCUGGGAGAAGCGAACCCGGGAGGAGGGGACCCCGCUCACGAAGUACUACAGCCAGUGGCGGAAGCUGAGGGACCGUGAGAUCCAGCUGGAGAUCAGUGGCAAAGAGCGGCUGGAAGAUUUGAACUUCCCAGAGGUAAAGCGCCGCAAGGUGGCGGACAGGAAGAGUGAGGACAGAGCAGAAUUCAAGGACCUCUUUGAUCUGGACGUCGCUGAGGACGCCGACGCCGAGGACGCCGACGCCGCCCCCGACUUCCCAGAGAGAGGGACGCCUGGGUCCCCAGGAGCUUGGCAGAGGGUGGAGGAAGUCAGCGGCUCAGAGGAUGGAAACCCAGACACAGAGGCGGGGCCGGACCCCCAGGAGCCGUGGCGGCUGGCCCAGGGGCCGGAGGAUGAGCUGCAGGAUCUAGAGCUCUCCGAGGACGAGGACGACUGAGGGCUGCCCGCCUGGAGCCUUGUGGGGGGCUGCUGCAUGGCGUUCCCAACCUCACUAGGCAGUCAGGUGUGCUGCUUCCUGGCUGCGGCUGAGCCGAGGCCCUGGGGUCUGUGCCCACGCAGGGCGUAGAUGGUGGAUAGGGCUUUAUUUUUACAACAUAAGAGACCAGAAAGGACCAAGUGCUGUUCCAAGUCUUGGAGUGGCGGCCAUAAACCACCGUGGGGCUGGCCUCCUGCCGCAGCUUAUGGUGGCGGGUGAGACGCACCUACCCCGUGAAGGUGCCGACCUGGAGUGGGGCUCUGCCCGGCGUUGGCACGCGGUCAUGCCGUGCGCACGGCCAACGCUGCAGGGCCUGGGGUGCGCCUGCGCCUUCUCCAUCUCUGCUUUGUCCGCAGCCACCCAGCGUGCAGCACCCCCGCCCCGUGCCUGGGUUCAGUCCCCACGCGGUCUGCACCAGGCCCUGCAGGCACCCGCAGAGAGUCUUUGGAAACUCAUUCUUUUCCUCUUAAAUCAUGUGUUUUCAUUUUAAAAA